AUGUCCUCCUUCAAAUUAGCUUCAGAAUUACCAGCUUGGAAACAAUUACAAGAAACUUACAAUUCCAUUGGUAAGGAUUUCAGUGUUAAAGAUGCUUUUGCUAAAGAUUCUUCUAGAUUUUCCGAAUUUUCUAGAACUUUUGAAAACUUUGAUGGUUCCAAAAUCUUAUUCGAUUUCUCCAAGAAUCUUGUUAACAAGGAAAUUCUCAAUCAAUUAGUUCAAUUGGCUAAGGAAGCAAAUGUUGAACAAUUGAGAGAUGAAAUGUUUGCUGGUAAACAUAUCAACACUACUGAAGACAGAGCUGUCUACCACGUUGCCUUAAGAAACCGUGCCUUGAGAAAAAUGGCUGUUGAUGGAAAAGAUACUGCUAAGGAAGUUGAUGAUGUCUUACAACACAUGAAGGAAUUCUCCAACGAAGUUAGAGAUGGUAAAUGGACUGGUUACACUGGUAAAGCCAUUACUGAUGUUGUUAAUAUUGGUAUUGGUGGUUCCGAUUUAGGUCCAGUUAUGGUCACUGAAGCCUUAAAAGCUUAUUCUAAACCAAACUUAGAUGUUCAUUUCGUGUCUAAUAUUGAUGGUACCCAUUUAGCUGAAACCCUCAAGAACUUGAAUGCUGAAACCACCUUAUUCUUGAUUGCUUCAAAGACCUUCACCACUGCUGAAACCAUCACUAACGCUAACUCCGCCAAGAAAUGGUUCUUGGAACAAGCCAAGGAUGCAUCUCAUAUUGCCAAGCAUUUCGCCGCUUUAUCCACCAACGAAGAAGAAGUUGCUAAAUUCGGUAUUGACACCAAAAAUAUGUUUGGUUUCGAAAACUGGGUUGGUGGUCGUUAUUCCGUUUGGUCUGCUAUUGGUUUAUCCGUUGCCAUCUACAUUGGUUUCGAUAACUUUGAACAAUUCUUAAAGGGUGCUGAAGCUGUUGACCAACAUUUCUUAACCACCCCAUUAGAAAACAACAUUCCAGCUUUAGGUGGUUUAUUAUCUGUCUGGUACAAUAACUUCUACAAUGCUCAAACUCAUUUGGUUGUUCCAUUUGAUCAAUACUUACACAGAUUCCCAGCUUACUUGCAACAAUUAUCUAUGGAAUCAAAUGGUAAAUCCGUCACCAGAGCUAAUGUCCAUGCUAACUACGAAACCGGUACUAUUCUCUUUGGUGAACCAGCCACUAACGCUCAACAUUCCUUCUUCCAACUUGUUCAUCAAGGUACCAAAUUGAUUCCAUCUGAUUUCAUCUUGGCUGCUCAAUCUCACAACCCAAUUGAAAACAACCUCCACCAAAAGAUGCUUGCAUCCAACUUCUUUGCCCAAGCUGAAGCUUUAAUGGUUGGUAAGACCACUGAAGAAGUCAAGGCUGAAGGUGCUACUGGUGGAUUGGUUCCACACAAGGAAUUCUCCGGUAACCGUCCAACCACCUCCAUCUUAGCUCAAAAGAUUACUCCAUCUACUCUUGGUGCUUUAAUUGCCUACUAUGAACACGUUACAUUUGUUGAAGGUGCCGUCUGGAACAUUAACUCUUUCGAUCAAUGGGGUGUUGAAUUAGGUAAGGUCUUAGCUAAGGUUAUUGGUAAGGAAUUAGACAGUGAAAAGAAGGUUGAAUCUCAUGAUGCAUCAACUAGAGGUUUGAUUAACCAAUUCAAGGACUGGUCUAUCUAA
Molecule: messenger RNA, 1653 nt
Organism: Hemisphaericaspora subhashii
Lineage: Eukaryota; Fungi; Ascomycota; Pichiomycetes; Serinales; Debaryomycetaceae
Gene: PGI1
Product: glucose-6-phosphate isomerase
Exons: 1
Coding region: 1-1653 (550 amino acids)
Biological process (GO): glucose 6-phosphate metabolic process; gluconeogenesis; glycolytic process
Cellular component (GO): cytosol
Molecular function (GO): carbohydrate derivative binding; monosaccharide binding; glucose-6-phosphate isomerase activity
Source: RefSeq, a predicted model, not a curated record